Ostrinia furnacalis (Asian corn borer) is the source of this 1261-nucleotide messenger RNA. RefSeq lists its product as uncharacterized. The coding region runs from base 168 to 566 and encodes 132 amino acids. The transcript is spliced from 2 exons. Lineage: Eukaryota; Metazoa; Arthropoda; Insecta; Lepidoptera; Crambidae. The record is from RefSeq and is a predicted model, not a curated record.
AUGGCAGUUGGUUGUUGUUGUUGAUGAAGCUUGUUUUAUAGUUUGUUAUAAUUAAACUCAAUUAUAACAUUUAUUUCAUUAGCUAUCGUUAUUGCUAUCAAUAGCUAGUGUAAAGAAUCUCAGACGUUAUACUUGCUACUCGAUUACAAAUCGAAAUUCUUCAAGAAAUGGAUGACCUUACAAUGGAGGAGAAGUGCGAAAACCUCAUGAAUAUAGUGGUAGAAUCGCGCAAGAAAUUCGGCAAAAUGUGCGUCGACUACGAACAGAAAACUUCCUUGAUGGAGAACAAAAUUUUGAAUUUACAACUAGAAACCAUAUCCAGUUACCGUUUUAAGCCUAAACAGACUGUCCCAAAUAUAGAAGUCGACGAUAUGACUAAGGAUACAGAAGAAUUUACUUUAGAAAUUAUAUCGAGGCAGAAAAGAAUAGAAAAUUUGAAGAAGAGACUGAAAAACACUCAAGAUAUUGUUCUGCAGUUGAAAUCGGACAAUGUUGGCAGGAAAUUGAGGCAGCCGUUGACGGCUGAAGCUCUUUUAACAAAGGCUAAGAGCAAACAUGUAUCUUGAGUAAAGUUUUUACUUCGUUUUAGAUUUGUAUCUUGACAGCGCAUCAAAAUAUUUUUUUUUGUUUCAAAUAGCAUUAUAACUGUCUGUAUUAGAUGGCAAAAUGUUUAGCUUAAUGUGCUGUCUUCUGUACAUUAUAUUAUCACAGUAAUUUUGUUAUAAUGGAAGAUGUAGUGUGGGCAGGCCCCCCGAUAAUUUGGUGAAGGUCGCUAUAAGUACCUGGAUAAGGGUUGUUAAGACUUCCAAUGAACUUUUAAGUUUCUUUGACUUGUUCUAAUAAUUUUCUAUUUAGUUUUUAGUCCACUAUUUAAAAAAUAAACAAGUUUUGUAACCAAAAUGUUGCCUGAAGUAACCAUAUGCCUUGUAUUAUUUUACAAUUUUCAUUUAUUUAUAGAUUAAGGUAUCAAUAUUUUGUCUUUUAACUGUCGCUGAAUGAAUCAUUAUUUAUCAGUAUCAGACUACCAUUUCAUAGCACAGACUAGGAAAAUUUGGUUACAAUAUUGCUCUUAAUUUAACUACAUAAUAAUAAUACUAUGAUGUCACACAAAGUAUUUAUUUGCCUUAUUGUGCCAUUUUCUGACAACUUUUGUUAAAAUAGAUCAUAAUAUAAUUAUGUACUUUAUUAUAGAUUGAUAUUUUAUAAUGCCGUGUAAUAAUACACUGACUGGAAUUUUCGUCGAGUUUACUGUAUGCUAAUA